AGAGUUUCAUCUCUCCAAACAUUCGUUUCCCUCAAACAACACACAUUCGCUCUUCAACAACAACAACAACAAAAAACAAACCUUCAAAAUGCGUACCUUCUCCGCUAUGAUCGUCGGCAUGGCCUCCAUGGCCGCCGCCAGCAACGUCUACAGCGCCCCUGAGUCCGCUGCCGCUUACCCGGCUGCCCCUUCGAACCCUCCCUACCCCGUCGACGGGUACCAGGACUGGGAGCACGAGGACAACGACGAGUACAACAAGCACGGCUGGCAGUACUCUGCUUACUCUACUCCUUCUUACAGUGCUCCUUCUUACUCUUACGCGACCCCUUCGUACUCCGUUCCCAGCAAGAGCGAGGAGUACAAGACCUGGGAGCACAAGGCCACCACGACCAACACUUGGGAGCACAAGGAGACUUCUACUAGCAAGACUUGGGAGCACAAGGAAACUUCCACAAGCAAGACUUGGGAGCACAAGGAGACUUCCACAAGCAAGACUUGGGCUCCCAAGGAGACCAAGAGCGAGUAUGAGAAGGCCACUACCACGACCAAGAUCGUCUCGCAGUACACCACCUACUGCCCGGAGCCCACCGUUGUGACUGUCAACGAGAAGCAGUACACCGUCACCAAGGCCACCACGCUGACCAUCACCGACUGCCCGUGCACCAUCGUCGAGCCUUGCCCGACCGAGACCGCCAAGCCUCCUCCUCCUCCUCCCAAGUACACGGACGGCAAGCACGACGAGGGCAAGCCUGCUCCCCCUCCCCCCGGCCCUCCCAAGCCCCCUCCCGUUAUUGUCAGCGGUGCUUCCAGCUCCUUUGUCCACGUCGGUGCUGCCGUCUUUGGCGCCAUCGUCGUUGGCGUCCUCGCUCUGUAAGGGGAUAUCUGCUGCUGCCAGGGAAAGCUUGUGGAAUAGGAUGAUGAUGAAGAGAUGGUUGACGCAGAGGAUGAACAUGAUGAGGAUUAACAAGGAAUUCAUGCUUGGAAAGGAGUCUUCUAUGUGGCCCUCUUUGCUGGGGAGAUUGGGGUUUAGGUUUUCCUUCUUCUU
Messenger RNA from Trichoderma asperellum CBS 433.97, 1045 nucleotides. RefSeq lists its product as uncharacterized. Gene Ontology annotation, biological process: fungal-type cell wall organization. Gene Ontology annotation, molecular function: structural constituent of cell wall. Gene Ontology annotation, cellular component: fungal-type cell wall. The record is from RefSeq and is a predicted model, not a curated record. NCBI's taxonomy places the organism in Eukaryota, Fungi, Ascomycota, Sordariomycetes, Hypocreales, Hypocreaceae.